UUUCCUCAUUAGAAUGGCACAUUGCGGUGAUGCAAAAGUUGCCAGGAGUCUCCUGACGUGGACGCGACUGUCAUGUAAGACAAAGAUGCCUUUUAGCAGUACAGAAACUAUAUCGAAGGGAUACGUAUGCACAUCAGUGUUUUCCCUUUUGUAUCAGAGCAUGUAAAUCAGUGAUGAAUUGAAAUCUAGAUUUGCAAGUCGCCAGAACCUCGGAUGCCAUCUUCAAAACUCCAAUUCUAUCGAAACCUGUUUGUCAUAUAUUUACACCAGGAUCGAAGCGGUUUGCUUCCAGCGGCCCGCAAUCUACCUAUGGACACCAUAAAUCAGAGGGGCCAUCAAAGGAUAAACUUCGCAUUGUUCCUUUUCAAAUGAAUGUCACACAGGCUGAAGAGAUUUUUCAAAAGUAUCACGGAUACAGCUUCUUCUCCGCCAAAGUCCGUCAAGUUGACAAAGUUGAGGCACUCUACAUUCCCUUUUGGGCUGCAAGUGGAUCUGUUCGGUCAAAGAUCAUAAAUGCUCAGGUUGGCUGGGAUCGCCUUGUUACCCGAUACAACAAGGUUACAAAACAAAAUGAGACAUCAUGGGAAACCACAUGGAGGUCCGUGCAGACGCAGCAUGAGUUUUCAAAUUCAUAUCCGAGUACGAUACCAGAAUUACAGAUCUAUGCUUCAUACAAGUAUCGUAGAGGAUUUGUCAACCAGAUCAGGAGUAGCUCCAGUAUUCUGGCAGCGAAGACCUUAGAGCCAAAAGAUAUGGAAUCUACUAAUGAGCAUGAUAUUCAACGAGGAUUACGGGAUCGUGGGUUGGAUCCCUUCACCGUGAAACCAUCCAUUGCUCUCAAAUUCGUCAAGACUGCCAUUGAGGAAAACGAAACUACGAGAGCAGAGCGCUGGCUCAUUGAAAACUAUAGAUGUGAUCAAGCAAGGAUUUUAUCUAUGAACUUUCAGUAUGACAAGUUAGUCGUGGCCCCAAUUUAUAUUCCGGUGUACGUGUUUUCAAUCCAGCAUUUGAACCGGACUUUUAGAACGUUUGUUCAGGCACAUGAUGAGAAAGGGCUUGUAGGCGGUUUGAGAUUCUACUCAUGGGAACGAGUGAGUGCUGUCACGGCGAUUUGUGCUAUGGCCGGUCUCGCUAUCAUGGGCACCUCGCGUUUUGGAAUGACUAUGACAAGUGGAUUCUGGCUGGGGGUCGUAGCGCCAUCAUUAAUAGUAGCCUGGUCUGUUCUUUAUUAUCCUGUCCUGGACUAUCGCAUCAGAGAUUGGUGGCGGCAAAGAGAGAUGGCUGGUCAUGAGGAAGAAGCUUACUCAUCAACAUGGGAUGCAGACUGGACAAGGGCUUAUGAUAGGUUUGAAGAGGAGCAGCGACGCCAGGACUGGAAUGAGAACCAGCAAUAUCAGCAAUACCACCAUCAGUCUUCGAAGGAAUCAGGGUCGUCUUCAUCAUACACCUCUGGCCGUUCAGGCCCUCCAGGCGAUCCACAAGGCUAUUAUGCUGUGCUAGGUAUCCGCACCAAUGCUUCUGUUCAAGAAAUCCAGUCCGCAUUCAGGGGUCUUGCUAUGAAAUGGCAUCCUGAUAGAUUUAAUACUCCUGAAGAAAAGGCUGUCGGUAAGAAGAAGUUUCAAGAGAUCACUGCGGCUUAUAGCGUGCUUCGUGAUCCAAAGAAAAGACGAUCAUACGAUAUGUAUGGACGCGUUUAGUAUGAAUACAAUAAUAAACAAUGAAGAGC
Messenger RNA from Lobosporangium transversale, 1726 nucleotides. RefSeq lists its product as hypothetical. Bases 369 to 1697 code for a protein of 442 amino acids. The record is from RefSeq and is a predicted model, not a curated record. The transcript has 5 exons. Lineage: Eukaryota; Fungi; Mortierellomycota; Mortierellomycetes; Mortierellales; Mortierellaceae.